Molecule: messenger RNA, 1932 nt
Organism: Vespa crabro (European hornet)
Lineage: Eukaryota; Metazoa; Arthropoda; Insecta; Hymenoptera; Vespidae
Gene: Ada3
Product: transcriptional adapter 3-A
Exons: 1
Coding region: 435-1817 (460 amino acids)
Biological process (GO): regulation of transcription by RNA polymerase II
Cellular component (GO): SAGA complex
Molecular function (GO): transcription coactivator activity
Source: RefSeq, a predicted model, not a curated record
UAUUCGAUUAUGAUGAUAUUUAUUUUCCGCUUUUUUACAUUACAAUUGUGUAGUAUCCAAAUGUAUCGACGACAUCAAAAAUCCCUAUAGAAUAAGAAGAGUUCUAUAAUGUUAAGAAGCACGAAGUGUAUCCCAAAUGAUUCUAACCUUUGUUACGUGCAUGCUUACAGUAUUACGAACUGUUGAGUUUCCUUAUUGACAAUCGUACGUAAAGUGUUUCAAAAGUAAUCUCUAGCACAGGAAAAGGAAAAGGAGAAAAAAAGAAACAUUCGCAAAUGAAUAUGCCCGUAUUUAUAUGAAUUUAUUAUAAACAUAACAAACAUUUUAUCCCAUAAAAUAUGGUAUUUUUUGAAGUGACAGACAGGAAAUAUUAAUCACCGCGAAAGAUUUCAACAUUAAUACUGACACCUAUAUAUUGUAUUACAUUGAAGAGUAUGUCAGGAAAAGGUAAACAAAGUUCUAAGAAAGCUGUUGGCAAGGUACGCGAGUGUGUAAAAACUGCAGAAACAUCUGUGCUUAAUGCCGACAUGAGUCCAAGCGGAACAGAAUCUAUAAUGUCAAUACCUAUUUUAAAGAUAUCUGACAAUAGUCGACUUCUUCCAAGAUACGCCAGUGUCUUACAGCGUACAACAGAAGAUAGCGUGGGUAUGGAAGAUUUGGAUGCUUUACAAUUAGAACUGGAAACCUUACUUUCGUCUGUCGUAGUAAGACAUAGAAUGCUUCAGGAUGAAAUAGCGAGUUUAUCUUCGGCCGAAGAACGUAGGGAUAAAAGAUCUAAAAGUGGGAAAGGUUUAUCGCUUCUUGAUAGAAAAGUUAGAGAAGAAAAAUUUAAGCCUAAGGAAAUAAGCACUAAAACUCAAACUUCAAUAUCUACUAAACUUGUAAAACAAAAAACAUCUGGAAAUUUAGGAAACCAAGCAAUUCCAAAUAUACAUGAUAUAGGAAAGAUCGAAGGAUCUAAAUCUGAUGCUCCAAAAUUAUUAUUGCCAAAGAAUGAUACGCCUAAUAAAUUUUGGGCUUCCGUAGAUCCGUAUUGCACCGACAUUAUGCCGGAUGAUAUUAAAUUAUUGGAAGAAUUAAUUGUAAUGCACAGCGAUCUAAGCGAAUAUAAAAAGAUCCCACCGUUAGGUCGUCACUAUAGUUUACUUUGGGCGCAUAAUGAUUUAUUGCAAGAGGAGGAUGCAGCUAAUCCAAACAGAGAGAAAAAAAAAGGUCGUACGGACGUGUCUCUUUUGGUCCCUAAAGGAGAUAAGAAAAUGAAUGGAAUUGCUGGUCCUUUAACCCAAAGGCUUGUUUCUGCCUUACUAGAGGAAAAUGUAUAUGUCGCAAAUAAUAAUACAGAUAACAAAUUAUUUAGAAAUAAUGAUCCUCCAGUGCUUAGAGAUUUAACGAUACAAAAUUCAAUGAAUUUGGAAAUAAGAAUGCACAAAGAAUUAAUAGAACAAGGCAUACUGGAUUCGGAUGGGCAGAAAAAAAAUCAAGACGACGACGAGAUACUUACUGAAAUCAAAAGAUGUCAACAAGAACUCUCCGCUUUGUCUAAUCACAAUGUCACGCAGCUAAAGAGGCUGUUAAACCUUGCACAGGAGGAGAGUAAACGACAGGCACUUAAAAGAAGAAUUACUGCGGCAGAUAAUGAAGUGAUAGAAAAUUAUAAAAAAUUAAUCCUUUCUAAACAAAGAAAAAUACCAUUAACCAAGAAGGAACAAGAAAAGGCUUGGAUGUGUUUACGCGAAAGAGAGAACUUAUUGAAUCAACUUAAUAUGCUACCACAAAACAAUCUUGAUACUUUGAGUUUUUCUAAUAGUUCAGUUUAAUUGUCUAUGAACUUGAUAUAAUAUAUCGAAAAAAGACCACUUGUAAAUUUAUUGCUCAUGAUGUACACAAUACACUCUUUAUUCAAUCAUAAUACAUUUUAUAAAUAAUUCAUAA